Molecule: messenger RNA, 1878 nt
Organism: Grosmannia clavigera kw1407
Lineage: Eukaryota; Fungi; Ascomycota; Sordariomycetes; Ophiostomatales; Ophiostomataceae
Product: ferrooxidoreductase
Exons: 1
Coding region: 1-1878 (625 amino acids)
Biological process (GO): cellular response to iron ion starvation; reductive iron assimilation
Cellular component (GO): high-affinity iron permease complex
Molecular function (GO): copper ion binding; ferroxidase activity
Source: RefSeq, a predicted model, not a curated record
AUGCGAUCCUCAUUGGCGGCCGUCCUGGCCAUGGCCACGUCGGCACUGGCCGAGCUGGUCACAUUCGACUUCAAUGUCUCGUGGGUGAUGGUCAAUCCUGACGGCGAGUUUGACCGCAAGGUGAUCGGCAUCAACGGCAAAUGGCCGCUGCCCAUCAUCGAGGUCACGACGGGCGACCAGGUGGUGGUCAACAUGCACAACGAUCUGGGCGACAAGAGCACGUCGAUCCACUGGCACGGCAUGUUCCAGAACGGCACCACCGAGAUGGACGGCGCCAGCAUGGUGACGCAAUGCCCCGUGCCGCCUGGUUCAUCCAUCACAUACAACUUCACGGCCACGCAGAACGGCACGUACUGGUAUCACUGCCACACGGACUACUGCUACCCUGACGGCUACCGCCAGGCCUUUAUCAUCCGUGAUCCGGAGGCGCCCUUCACCUACGACGAGGAGCUCAUCUUCACGCUGACAGACUGGUAUCACGACCUGGUCGAGGACCUGGCUGACUCGUUCAUGUCGCUAUACAAUCCCAGCGGUGCCGAGCCGAUCCCGGAUGCCUUCCUCGUGAACGACAAGCUGAAUGCGUCGUACCCGGUCAAGGCCAACACGACGUACCUGAUGCGCAUCCUGAACACAGGCGCCUUUGUCGGCCAGUACUUUUACAUUGAGGGCCAGAACUUUACCGUUGUCGAGGUGGACGGUGUGUACACGGAGCCGCAGGUGGCCGACACGCUGUACCUGGGCAUUGCCCAGCGCUACGGCAUCUUGGUGACGACACCGGCCGACAUGGACGACUUCUGGAAGAUCGUCACGGUGGCCGACCAGGACCUGCUGGACAGCAUCCCGACGACGCUGCAGCUGAACGGCACGAACUGGCUGGUGUACAACAAUGACUCGUCGCUGGAGCCGGCCAACAUCACCGUUGCCGUCAGCGACGACCUGGUGCCCAUUGACGAUAUGGUGCUGCUGCCGUACGACGGCGAGGAGCUGCUGCCGGAGCCGGACGUCAUCGUCAACGUGACGGUGUACAUGGUCAACCUGAUGACGGGCUAUAACUACGCGAUGCUGGACAACAUCACGUACACGCAGCCCAAGGUGCCGACGCUGUACUCGGCGCUGUCGGCCGGCUCCGAAGUGGCGACCAACGACGUGAUCUAUGGCGAGUACACGCAUCCGAUCGUGCUCGGCCACAACCAGGUGGUGCAGAUCGUGCUGAACAACGGCGACAGCGGGUCGCACCCCUUCCAUCUGCACGGCCACACCUUCCAGGUGCUGGACCGCUGGCCAGCUCUGGGCCCCGACUUUGCGUCGUUAGCCGAUGCCAGCCCGAUCGCCUAUGAUCCGGCCAACCACACGGCCUUUCCCGACAAGCCCAUUCGCCGCGACACUCUGGUGCUGCCGCCCAACGGCUACGCCGUCAUGCGCUUCCGCGCCGACAACCCGGGCGUCUGGAUCUUCCAUUGCCACAUCGACUGGCAUCUAGCGUCCGGCCUGGCCAUGACGUUUAUCGAGGCACCCGAGCUCCUGGCCACGCGCAUCAGCGUGCCCGAGGACCACUACGCUGCCUGUGCUGCUGCCUCUGUGCCCACCGUCGGCAAUGCUGCUGCCAACGCCAAGGACUUUACCGAUCUGUCCGGCCAGAACAAGCAGCCCAAGACCAUUCCGAACGGCUUCACCCCGCGUGGUGAGGCGGCCAUGGCCUUCUCCGUGCUGUCUGCCCUUCUCGGCAUCGUCUCGAUCGUCAUCUACGGCAUGGCCGACCUGAAGCACCGCCCUAUCGCGGAGGAGCCGCUGGGUGUCGUGACCGAGACUGCCAACAAGACGUCUGGUUCGGCCAGCGGUGCCAACGGCUCUGAGGAGGUUGUCACCAAGUCCGGCUAG